AACAGAAGAACUCACCAUCAGAAUACAAGAACAGAAGAACUCGCCAUCAGAAUACAAGAACGGAAGAACUCACUAUCAGAAAACAAUAUCCGAAGAACUCACCAUCAAAAUACAAGAACAGAAGAACUCACUAUCAGAAUACAAGAACAGAAGAACUCACCAUCAGAAUACAAGAACGGAAGAACUCACUAUCAGAAUACACGAACGGAAGAACUCACUAUCAGAAAACAAGAUCCGAAGAACUCACCAUCAAAAUACAAGAACAGAAGAACUCACUAUCAGAAUACAAGAACAGAAGAACUCGCCAUCAGAAUACAAGAACAGAAGAACUCACCAUCAGAAUACAAUAACGGAAGAACUCAACAUCAGAAUACAAGAACGGAAGAACUCACCAUCAGAAUAUAA
This is a messenger RNA of Paramuricea clavata, 405 nucleotides long. The record is from the annotation of a GenBank genome assembly. NCBI's taxonomy places the organism in Eukaryota, Metazoa, Cnidaria, Anthozoa, Malacalcyonacea, Plexauridae.